Messenger RNA from Ilex paraguariensis (yerba mate), 1551 nucleotides. NCBI's taxonomy places the organism in Eukaryota, Viridiplantae, Streptophyta, Magnoliopsida, Aquifoliales, Aquifoliaceae. The record is from the annotation of a GenBank genome assembly.
GAGAGAGAGAGAGAGAGAGAGAGAGAGAGAGUUAUGGAUACCCAGGAAACCAGUUUCAGUGUUCUUAUGCUUCCAUGGUUGGCUUAUGGUCACAUCUCUCCCUUCCUAGAGUUAGCCAAACAACUCGCAAAGAGAAACGUCCAUGUAUACCUGUGUUCUACACCUAUCAAUCUCAGUUCUAUCAAGGAAAGACUUGUUCAGUUGGAGGAUCAAUCUCUCUCAAUAGAAAUUGUGGAACUCCAUCUACCCUCCUCUCCUGAACUUCCUCCUCAUUACCACACAACCAAUGGUCUUCCAAUCCACCUCCAACCCACCCUAAGAAAAGCCUUUGAAAUGGCAAGCCCGAGCCUGUCCAACAUCCUCAAGACACUAAACCCCGACUUGUUUAUAAACGAUGUCGUCUAUCAAUGGCCUUCAGCAGUAGCUUUAUCGCAAAAUAUUCCGGUUAUUAAAUUUCAGAUUUCCAGUGCAGUCAUGGUUUCCUAUUUCAGUCAUUUACUGAAGACUCCGGAUGUUGAAUACCCUUUCCCCACCCUUUAUCUUCGUGAUUUCGAGUUAGCUAAGAUACGUCAUGCGCUUGAAGCUUCAACAAGCAAUGGCCCAGGGAGUGAUCACGAGCGAGAAGAAGAAGAUAGUUCAAUUAUUUUGUUGAUUAGAAGCUCUAACGAAAUUGAAGGAAAAUACUUCGAUUAUUCCUCCUCUAUGAUUAAGAGGAAGGUCAUGCCUGUUGGCCCUCUCAUUCAAGACCCUGUUAGCAAAGAUGAAAAUUUGGAGGUCAUCGAAUGGCUCGAGAAGAAGCAUCACUGUUCAAGCGUGUUUGUGUCCUUUGGGAGUGAGUGUUUUCUGUCCAAGGAAGAGAUGGAGGAAAUAGCAAAUGGGUUAGAGCUCAGCAAUGUUAACUUCAUUUGGGUUAUUAGGUUUCCAUUGGCAGAUGAAACUAUGGUUGAAGAUGCACUGCCUAAAGGGUUCCUUGAGAGAGUGGGAGACAGAGGAAUUGUAAUAAAGGGAUGGGCCCCACAAGCGAAAAUUCUAAGGCAUUCAAGUAUUGGUGGGUUUGUGAGUCAUUGUGGAUGGAGUUCAGUAUUGGAAAGCAUGGAGUUUGGCGUUCCAAUCAUAGCUAUACCCAUGCAGUUUGAUCAGCCUUUGAAUGCUAGGUUGAUGGUUGAAGUUGGUGUAGGGAUGGAGGUUUGGAGGGAUGAUAGUGGGAAGCUUCAUAGAGAAGAGAUAGCAAAAGUAAUAAGGGAGGUGAUAGUUGACAAAAGAGGAGAAGCUAUGAGGAGAAAAGCAAAAGAAUUGGGAGAGAAGAUAAGAUUGAAAGGAGACGAAGAGAUGAAUGGAGCUGUGGAGGCGAUAUCACAACUUUGUCAGAAGAGUAAGGCGCAGUAAUGGUCAUAUCAUCAUAUCUCCACGGUUGGUUUAGUGGUACAACUUCUAUGUCCAAACAAUGUUCUGUAGGGUUACGUUUUGUUGAAUUUGCUUUCAUUCUCUUAUGUGCUCAAUUGGAUGACUGUAAUCCUAGUGGAAAAUAGUUAUCUCAUUUCUAAUAAAGUG